Messenger RNA from Drosophila novamexicana, 525 nucleotides. Its product is annotated as lysozyme A/C-like. The transcript has a single exon. Gene Ontology annotation, molecular function: lysozyme activity. The record is from RefSeq and is a predicted model, not a curated record. The coding region runs from base 40 to 471 and encodes 143 amino acids. Lineage: Eukaryota; Metazoa; Arthropoda; Insecta; Diptera; Drosophilidae.
CAACAGUCGCAACUGGCAACUGGCAACUUGCACUGCAAGAUGGGAUCUUUCAUUGUUGUUCUACUGGUGGCUCUGGCCUGGGCUGGGCCGGCUUUGGGUCGCACCAUGGACCGCUGCUCGCUGGCCCGCGAGAUGGCCAAGCUGGGCGUGCCGCGGGAUCAGCUGAACAAGUGGACCUGCAUUGCGGAGCACGAGAGCUCCUAUCGCACCGGCGUGGUGGGUCCAUCCAACUCGGAUGGCUCCAAUGACUACGGCAUCUUCCAGAUCAACGAUCGCUAUUGGUGCCAGCCGCCCAAUGGCAAGAAGUCGAGCAACGGCUGCGGCGUCAGCUGCAAGGCUCUGCUCACGGAUGAUAUCACCAGGUCGGUCAGGUGCGCUCAGAAGGUGCUCAGCCAGCAGGGCUGGCAGGCCUGGUCCACCUGGAAGUACUGCAGCGGCAAGCUGCCCAGCAUUGAUCCCUGCUUCAAAUAAGAUCUAGGAUUUGUGCCAUAAAUAAAGCAUGGCAAGCUCUGGGCUUGUAUAAUA